Gadus morhua (Atlantic cod) is the source of this 3250-nucleotide messenger RNA. RefSeq names its product solute carrier family 22 member 17 (gene slc22a17). Gene Ontology annotation, molecular function: transmembrane transporter activity. Gene Ontology annotation, cellular component: membrane. The coding region runs from base 16 to 1716 and encodes 566 amino acids. The transcript has 9 exons. The record is from RefSeq and is a predicted model, not a curated record. Lineage: Eukaryota; Metazoa; Chordata; Actinopteri; Gadiformes; Gadidae. Gene Ontology annotation, biological process: transmembrane transport.
CAGCCCCCCUCCCCCAUGACGUCACCGGACUCCCCGCCGCUGGCCUCCCCGUCCCUCCCCCCCUCGCCCACCCCCUCCUCCCCGGGGCCCUCCUCCCAGCUGCCCCAGCAGCCCUCGCUGCCCCCCACGGGGGAGGUGAUGGUGCUGGCCCUGGGGCGCAGGAAGCAGCGCGUGCUCAUCGCCCUCAGCAUCCUGCCCAACCUCUUCCUGGCCUUCCUGCUGUCGUCGGACCCGCUGCUCACGCUGGCCCCGCCCCACCACUGCCACCUGGCCGGCCCCCUGGUGGUCAACGUCUCAGUGCCCUGGGAGCGCGGCGGCCGGCCCGGGGAGGAGGGCCGGCCCUCCCGCUGCCAGCAGUACGUCAACGGCAGCCCCCCCGCGGUGGACUGCACGGCGGGCUGGGACUACAACGUCACCGAGGGCCUGCAGCACAACAUCGUCACCGAGUGGGACCUGGUCUGUGGACAGUACUGGCUGGUUCCCGUGGAGGAGGUCUGCUUCAUCCUGGGAAUGCUGACUGGAUGUCUAGGCCUGGGCUUUGCUGCUGACCGGCUGGGCCGGUCCAAGGCGCUGCUGACCUCCCUGACCCUGUCCGUGGUGUUUGGGGUCCUGGUCUGCGUGGCGCCGUACCCCUCGGUCUUCAUCGCCAUGCGCUUCGCCCUGGCAGCAGCGAGCGCCGGAGUCUACCUCACCCUGUACCUCACGCGCCUGGAGCUGUGCGAGCCGCCCCGCAGGCUGCUGGUGACGGUGCUGGCCGGUCUCCUGAGCGUGGCCGGGGAGCUGCUGCUGCUGGCCGUGGCCCUGGGCUUCCAGAGCUGGAGGGGCCUUCUGGGGGCCGGCGCCGCCCCCCUCACACUCUUCCUCUGCUACGGGGUUCCCGGGGUGUUCCCGGAGUCUCCCCGCUGGCUGCUACUGGCCGGCCGCUCCGAGGACACGAGCUCCUUCAGCGGGAGGAGAGGCUCCAGCCGAGAGAGCCGGGACGACGAGAGCUUCACAGAGCUGGACCUGGAGCCCAGCGGCUGCAGCCGGCCACGCCUCUCCUACCAUGAGCUCUUCCACAGCAGGAACAUCUGGAAGAACAUCUGCGUCCUGGGCUUCACCUCGUUCAUUUCCCACGGCAUCAGUCACUGCUACAGCUCGUUCCGCGGGGACGUCCGAGGUGACGCCCCCAGCUUCUAUUGGACCUACCUGCUGUCCGUCUGUGCGGGGGGCGGGGCCUGGCUGCUGCUGUGGGCCACGGUGGACCGGUGCGGUCGCCGUGGCAUCCUGCUGCUCUCCAUGACGAUGACGGGGCUGGCCUCGCUCAUCCUGCUGGGGCUCAUGGACUAUCUGAGCGAGACGGCCAUCACGGUGUUCUCCGUGCUGGGGCUGUUCUCCUCGCAGGCCACCGCCUCGCUCUGCAUCUUCUUCACGGCAGAGAUCAUGCCUACCGUCAUCAGGGGAACGGGCGUGGGCGUGGUGCUAGCGCUGGGAUGCGUGGGCCGCCUCAGCUCGCCGCUCAUGGACCUGCGGAACCACUACGGGUACUUCCUGCACCACGUGGUCUACUCCUCGCUGGCGCUGCUGGCCGUGCUGUCCAUCCUGCUGCUGCCCGAGAGCAAGAGGAAGACGCUGCCGCAGACGCUGGCCGACGGCGAGCAGUACCGCCGCCCCCCCCUGGGCCGCAGGAGGCGGGACAACGUCCCACUGCUGGUCACGCCCAACCCGGAGACCUAGCCGCCCGGCCGGGGGGGAGGGGUGGGGGGGGGGACCGAGAGACUUGGUUCCCGGCUGAAGGACGCUGGAGACCUAGGGAGGACCCCGAGACCUGGGGAGGGCGGAUCCCGAGACCUUACCUCUAGCGGUGGCGAUCCAGACAUCUGGGGAGGGGUCCCAGAGACCUUACCCCCAGUGGAAGAGUCCCUAGGGGAGUUGACCCCAGAGACUUUAUCCCUAGGGGAGUUGACCCCAGAGACUUUAUCCCUAGGGGAGUUGACCCCAGAGACUUUAUCCCUAGGGGAGUUGACCACAGAGACCUCACCUCUAGGGGAGUUGACCCCAGAGACUUUAUCCCUAGGGGAAUGGACCCCAGAGACCUCACCUCUUGGGGAGUUGGACCCCAGAGACUUUAUCCUUAGGGGAGUUGACCCCAGAGACCUCACCUCUAGGGGAGUUGACCCCAGAAACUUUAUCCCUAGGGGAGUUGACCCCAGAGACCUCACCUCUAGGGGAGUUGACCCCAGAGACCUCACCUCUAGGGGAGUUGACCCCAGAGACCUCACCUCUUGAGGAGUUGGACCCCAGAGACCUCACCCCUAGGGGAGUUGACCCCAGAGACCCCACCUCUAGAGGAGGGACCCCAGAAUUGGGGAGGGGUGGGGGGGGUCCUAACCCAACGAUCCUGUUGAACCGGGACCACACAUAAACACACACACACGCACAUCUACACACACACACCUACACACACACACACACACACACACACACACACACACACACACACACACACACACACACACCUACACACACGAGCACACACCUACACAUACAAACCUACACACACACAGCUACACAAACACACAUACACAUACACCACACACCUACACACACCACAUACCUACACACACGUCUUUAGCGCCCUCUUGUGGUCAGCUUCUCACACUGCACUUUGUAACACGGGACUCCCAUGGGGUUAUGUGUGUGGUCCAUUAGUCUUAGAGGCGUUGCACCGCCUUGUAGCAACACGUGUGUCAGUGUUGGUGCCAACAUGAUGUUACUAGUCUAGUCUAGUCCUGUGUCUACACUCCAUGUUCCCGUAGAACCUUCUGGACUGAUGUGGUGUUCACCCCUACAGGCUGUGGUCCUUUCGACCACGUGUGAUGAACACACACCUUAAGGAGCCUUCUCAGACCUGCUGAGGUCGCUAGUAGGGCCAUGUUGGAUUCAGGGCGGACUGGAGCCCUGGACUUGACUGCAGUGUGGAGGUCCGGCCAGCAGGGGCAGCCCUGUGGAGGCCUCAGUCCUGGAAGAAUGGCAGAACGUCUCACUGGUGUUUUUACUGGUGUUGAAUCCGUCACUGAUGGUGCGCCGUCACAUAACUUGAACUGUAUGUGAUUUAGAUAAGUUAAACCCAUGUCCUGAAACACGUUGGAGGGUUAGCAGUAGAAGCUUCUCACUAACUCUGAUGACAGUUAUAUUAUCAAUGUUUCAUGAAGGAAGGAAUGUCACAGAGAUUUCUAGAUUAAAUAAAUAAACAUAAUUGUAACUCUAA